CCUGGCUUUGACAACAUUCCAGGUUCCAUUCUUCAUGUUGAGAUUCGCCCAGUCCAAACUCUAUCGAAGUGAGAACUAUGGGAAGUCGUUCCAGGAUGUCACAAACCUCAUCAACAACACUUUCAUCAGGACAGAGUUCGGGAUCGCCAUCGGACCAGAGAACUCUGGGAAGGUGAUCCUGACAGGUGACGUGUCUGGCAGCCUGGGAUCUCGUAUCUUUAUCUCCAGAGACUUUGGGAACAGCUUUGAACACCAGGACCUUCCCUUCAACCCCCUGAUGCAGAUCACAUACAACCCCAGAGACUCCAACGUACUCCUGGUUAUCAGCAACUCUAACGAGCUCUGGCUGUCCGAGGACUUUGGAGAGAACUGGGUGAAGAUCCACGACAUGGUGUGUCUGUUCAAAUGGGGGAUGGACAGUAACAUAUUCUUCACCACCAGCCUCAAUGGAUCCUGCAAUGACAGGGGGAUGCUGGACUUGAGGAGGACAACGGACUAUGGGAAGACCAUCAAGACUGUUGCCACUAAGAUCUUCUCUUUCGGCCUGGGGGGAAAGUUCCUGUUUGCCUCUGUUAUGACUGGAACUGGCACUCUGAGGAUGAUCCAUGUGUCGACUAACCAGGGGGAGGAGUGGAACAUGGCUCAGCUGCCUCCGGUUGGCCACGAGGAGUUCUAUUCCAUCCUGGCAGCCAAUGAGGACAUGGUGUUCAUGCACGUGGACGAACCAGGAGACACAGGCUAUGGCAGCAUCUACGUGUCAGACGACAGGGGUACAGUGUACUCUAAGUCUCUGGAGCGUCACCUCUACACCACCACAGGGGGCGACACUGACUUCACCAACGUCACCUCUCUACGAGGGGUCUUCAUCACCAGUAUACUGGCAGAGGACGGCGCGGUGCAGUCCGUGGUGUCCUUCGACCAGGGAGGGGAAUGGGUGCCCCUGCAGAAGCCUGCCAACACCAAGUGUGAMUCCACAGCCAAAGACCCCGACAAGUGCAGUCUCCACAUCCACGCAGCGUACAGCACGGCUAUGAAGCUGAACGUCCCCAUGCUGCCUCUCAGUGAACCAAACGCUGUAGGACUCAUCAUGGCUCACGGGAGUGUGGGCGAUGCCAUCUCUGUGAUGAAGCCUGACGUAUUCGUGUCAGAUGAUGGAGGUUACACCUGGCUGCAGGCCCUGGAGGGACCUCACCACUAUGCCAUCCUGGACUCUGGUGGACUCCUGGUGGCUGUGGAACACUCUACUCAGCCCAUCAAAGACAUCAAGUUUUCCACAGACGAGGGCCAGUGCUGGCACGUUCACCAGUUCACUAGCGAUCCCAUCCACUUCUCAGGGCUAGCGGCGGAGCCGGGGGCGAGGUCUAUGAACGUCAGUGUCUGGGGCUACAGAGACUCUCUGCUCAGUCAGUACUGGGUAUCWGUCACCGUCGACUUCAGAGAGCUGCUCACUAGAACCUGUGAGGACCAGGACUACGUGCAGUGGCUGGCACACUCUGAUGACAUCAGCGACCCUAACGACGGCUGCAUGCUGGGUUAUAAGGAGAAGUUACUGCGUCUAAGGAAGGCCUCGGUCUGCUGGAAUGGACGGGACUAUGAGGUCAACAAGCAACCCACCCCCUGCUCCUGCACCCUGGAUGACUUCAUGUGUGACUUUGGGUACUACCGUAAAGAGAACAGCUCUGAGUGUGUGGAGCAGCCGGACCUGAAGGGCCACCUUCUGGAGUUCUGUCUGCAAGGCAAGGAGGAGCUGCUGCAGACCAGAGGCUAUAGGAAGAUCCCCGGGGAUAAGUGUGAGGGAGGAACACAGCCGGAGAGAAAAGAGAUMGACCUCAGUAAGAGGUGUGUCAGUGAUCUGCUGGGACCUCAGGAACUACUGAUGGAUGGCCAUCUGUCCAGCUCUGCACCCAUCAUAGUGACUGUUUUAAUCAUUAUGCUGCUCGCAAUCGUAGCUGGGGUCCUCAUCGUCAAGAAGUAUGUCUGCGGUGGCAGGUUCCUGGUACACAGCUUACUCUUUACUCUGGCUGGUCAGGAGGACCAAGGCACCGGCCACUUCCUUUUGGGUGGCAUGGCUGGUGUGCUGACUGCUGCUCUGUCCAGAGCCAGGCAGCUGCCGCCCUACCGUGUCCCACCUCCACCCCCAGGGGAAGGACCUGCUCCUACCUUGCCCCCUGUUCCCUCCAACCCCGGGUAA
Messenger RNA from Salvelinus sp. IW2-2015, 2191 nucleotides. Lineage: Eukaryota; Metazoa; Chordata; Actinopteri; Salmoniformes; Salmonidae. The record is from RefSeq and is a predicted model, not a curated record.